Syzygium oleosum is the source of this 1842-nucleotide messenger RNA. Its product is annotated as transcription elongation factor TFIIS. Gene Ontology annotation, molecular function: nucleic acid binding; zinc ion binding. The coding region runs from base 127 to 1287 and encodes 386 amino acids. The record is from RefSeq and is a predicted model, not a curated record. Gene Ontology annotation, cellular component: nucleus. NCBI's taxonomy places the organism in Eukaryota, Viridiplantae, Streptophyta, Magnoliopsida, Myrtales, Myrtaceae. Gene Ontology annotation, biological process: transcription elongation by RNA polymerase II; DNA-templated transcription. The transcript has 3 exons.
UAUAUAUAUGUACGAGAUCGUUCGGCGGACAAGGCAGCAAACCUUGAAGAGUAUUCCGAAGCGAUUGACACCUUCCUCGGACGCCGUAGCUCCGCGCCGUAGCUCUGCCCUCCGGUCGCGAAUUCGAUGGAUAGAGAGCUGGUGGAGCUCUUCGAGAGGGCGAAGAAGGCCGCCGACGCGGCGGCGGGUGACGGGGUGCCGUCGAAUGGCCCCGAGGUUUCCCGGUGCGUGGACUCUCUGAAACGGCUCAAGAGCUUCCCGGUUUCGUACGACGCUCUCGUGGCCACCCAGGUUGGGAAACGGCUUAGGCACCUAACAAAACAUCCUACGGAAACAAUUAAAACAAUGGCUGCAGAUGUGCUUGAGAUUUGGAAGAAGAUAAUCAUUGAUGAGACAGCCAAAAAUAAAAAGAAGUCCGGCAGUGAUGAUAAAUUGUUGCAGAAAAAUGAGAAAGCAGAUAGUAUCAAAGUUGAGAAGGGGCAGAAGGCAGGCGCAGUAAAGGUCGAUAAAUUUUCACAUGUAGAAACAGUGAAAGUUGAGAAAGUUUACAGAGGUGAUUCGACCAAGUUGGGUAGUGUUUCAAGUUCUCAAACCACCAAAGUUGAGAAAAAUGUUGUAGACACACAUACUCUAAUGUCUGAGAAGAAUGACAGAGAAGGGGGUUUCAAAGUUGAGCGGAUAUCCAAAGAGGAGAAACAGCCAUUGAAUAAUAACAAACCAUUAGCUGGGUCUAAUGCUCCUCCGAAGUUGACAGCAUUGGUCAAGUGCAAUGAUUCUAUCCGUGACAAAGUUAGGGAACUACUUGUUGACGCACUUUCUAAGGUUGCCAGUGAGGCUGAUGAUGAUAUUAAGGACGAAGUAAAUGCAUGUGAUCCAAUCCGAGUCGCUGUCACCGUUGAAUCUGUCAUGUUUGAGAAAUUAGGUCGGUCCAAUGGAACGCAAAAAUUCAAGUAUCGAUCCAUCAUGUUCAACAUCAAGGACCCAAACAAUCCGGACCUAAGAAGGAAAGUUCUUCUUGGGGAGGUUAAACCAGAGAGGCUCAUCACAAUGACCCCAGAUGAAAUGGCCAGUGAUCAAAGGCAGCGUGAGAAUCACCAAAUUAAAGAGAAAGCUUUGUUUGACUGUCAACGCGGUGGCCCGCCAAAAGCCACAACUGACCAGUUCAAGUGUGGUCGCUGUGGCCAGCGGAAAACUACUUAUUAUCAAUUGCAAACUAGGAGUGCAGAUGAACCUAUGACGACUUUUGUGACUUGUGUAAAUUGUAACAACCACUGGAAGUUCUGCUGAUUUGCUCAAUCCAGCCAUUCAGAUGGAACAGCUACUGAUCAUUUGUGGUAUGGGUUGUUAUCUUUAAUUUCAGGGGACCGUCCUCGUGUAUUCGUUUGUUGCUGGAAGAUUAGUUGGGGGCAUUGUCCAGUUGUGGCUGAGGUCCUGAUGACAAGCACCAACACAUGUCUGGUACAUUAUCAUUGAUUUGGUGUUUGUAAGCUUCCAUUUGUUCUCUUCUGUAGAAUAUAGGUUGUCUGCGGAUGCACGCUCUGCAGAAUCCAUAGGUCAUGUUUAAUGUAGGCUUUCAUAGCUCAACAAUAGGUGGAGUGUGCUCCUUAAGAGGCCCCAAUUCUUGUUCAGGGGAUCUCAACCACAUUGGUUGAGUGUGGUAAGGGUGACAUGGCCUAUCUUGGGUGAUAGAGUUUUCUGUUUUAAUUAGAGGUAGUAGCUAGAGCUAAUUCUCGCCCCACUCUCUAAAUGACUUUCAAUCUAUUUUUCAUCGAACUGCUUUUCUUGGUUUGUAUCUUAAAUAACUCCGUUAAUCAAUUUCUCUUGGAAGUCUUUUCAUAUUAA